Molecule: messenger RNA, 1211 nt
Organism: Caenorhabditis elegans
Lineage: Eukaryota; Metazoa; Nematoda; Chromadorea; Rhabditida; Rhabditidae
Gene: rabi-1
Product: GDP/GTP exchange factor Sec2 N-terminal domain-containing protein
Exons: 4
Coding region: 37-1140 (367 amino acids)
Molecular function (GO): guanyl-nucleotide exchange factor activity
Source: RefSeq, marked reviewed
AAUUAAAACUAUCAAAGCAAUACAAAUUAUGCAAAAAUGGUUGAUACAAUUUCUGUUCUGAACCCAAUUCAUCUCGAUUUGUCAGUCGAUCCCCAGGAUAAUGUGAGAAUCUCCGCCAGAAGCACAACAUCAUCAUCUGCCUCGACAUCAUCCGACUCUGAGCUAAUGAGUCCUAGGGCUGAGGAGCUUUUGAGAAUGCAGGCUGAGCUCAGAGCAACACGAACGGCGCUUGCUGAAAAAGAUAAAAAGAUGACACAAAUUCAAGUGACAGUGGAUGCAGAAGUUCAAGAACUUACUGAAAAAUUAUUUCAGGAGGCGUACAAAAUGGUAAACACAGCAGAAGCUCGUCGUGAGAAAGCAGAAAAACUACUAACCGAAUCAAGACUUGAAGUUGAAGUUCUUCAAGCAGAAGUACGUGCAUUGAAAGAAUUGAUAUCUGCUCCAGGAAUGGGUCAAAACCAUUUCAAGCAGACAACAUCUCCAGAACAUAAAUCAACUUUAUCAAAACUAUUCAAUGGAUCAAGUUCAUCAUCAAAAAAACAAAAAGACGCUGCAAAUGUAUCAGAUAAAAAGAAAGCUUCAUCACUUCCAUCUACAUCAACAUAUACACUAACACCAUCAGAAGAUAGAGAACAAAAAGAAGCAAAUGCAGUUGAAGAGAUCGAUCCAAUUCUUUUUUCUGAAUUUGAAUUUUGGAGAGAAGCUGGACAUCCGACGACAUCUCAUCCAUUUAUUGAUAGAGUUACCGUUGAAGAAGUUGAACCAUGUAUGCUAUUCGAAAACUCUGAGUUAUCAGAAGAAAUAAUGAAGGCAAUUCGAGAGAAUCGUGUUCAACUUGAACCAUUAAAUGAACUGAAACCAUCUGUAAGGAUUUGUGCAUUAACAAAUGCUUCAAGGUUUUGUCCGUAUCGAGUAAGAACUGGUGAUGAGGAACAAGAAUGGCAUUAUGUUUCGUUAAUUGCCAGGAAUAGGAUUGCCGCAGUCUGUGACUUCUUCACGUGUAUCCGAUACUUGUCCCAAGGUUUGAUCAAACCCGGGCCUCGAGAUUCAUAUUUUCACGUUGUAAACUUGCGGAAAAACAUGUCACUUGCCAAACUGGGGCUAGGAUUUGUCCCGCGUUCCAACAUACGCCAUCAUUGAAUUAAUAGUAUUUUACCAUAAUUUGAAACUACAGGUCUUUCACACUUUUUAUACAAAUAAAUAAUUCAAUU